Messenger RNA from Vigna unguiculata (cowpea), 1327 nucleotides. RefSeq names its product NADPH-dependent aldehyde reductase 1, chloroplastic-like. Lineage: Eukaryota; Viridiplantae; Streptophyta; Magnoliopsida; Fabales; Fabaceae. Gene Ontology annotation, molecular function: oxidoreductase activity. The record is from RefSeq and is a predicted model, not a curated record.
UUUGGUGAUGAUAUCAAUCGGACAUGCUUCUAAACUUCACCGCUUGCGGAGUGAUAGCAGUGCCGAUAAAUGACACCUCACCUGCCACCUAUUUCUUCCUUUCAGACAUUACUCAUCCCUACCAAAUACACGUCGCCUCCUCACAACAACACGUAAAUUCAUUCUACCUAUUUCAAAACCAACUAUAUAAAACUCAUUGUUCAAUACACAUAUACUUCAACCCCACCAAUUUUCCUUCAAUAAUUCUUUCCAAUUCACCAAAAAUGGACACAUCCAAGUUCCCACCUCAGACCCAGAAAACUCAGCCCGGAAAAGAACAUGUAAUGAAUCCACUUCCACAAACCAUACACGCAGACUACAACCCCGCCAAUAAACUUAAGGGAAAGGUGGCGCUGGUGACAGGAGGUGACUCGGGAAUUGGCAGAGCGGUUUGUGUGUGUUUCGCGAAAGAGGGUGCAACUGUGGCUUUCACAUACGUAAAGGGGCAUGAGGACAGGGAUAAAGAUGACACUCUGAAGAUGCUGCUAGAAGCUAAAACAGGUGGUGCAGAUGAUCCAUUGGCAAUAGCGGCGGAUAUUGGCUUUGAUGAGAAUUGCAAGCAGGUGGUGGAGCUAGUGGUCAAGGAAUAUGGACGCAUUGAUGUUCUAGUCAACAAUGCAGCCGAGCAGCAUUUAACAAACUCUGUAGAGGAAAUCACACAGCAGCAGAUCGAAAGAGUCUUCGCCACCAAUAUCUUUUCACACUUCUUUUUGGUCAAACAUGCUCUGAAGCACAUGAAGGAAGGGAGUUCCAUCAUCAACUCUACUUCGGUUAACGCGUACAAUGGGAAUCCAGAAGCGUUGGACUACACUGCUACCAAGGGAGCCAUUGUUGCCUUCACGAGAGGUCUUUCUCAGCAGGUGACGAACAGGGGAAUCAGGGUUAAUGCUGUUGCACCUGGCCCAGUUUGGACGCCGAUACAACCUGCUACAAAGUCUGGUGAAUUGGUUCAGAAGUUGGGGUGUGAGUUGCCAAUGAAGCGUGCGGCUCAGCCUAGUGAGAUUGCACCGUGUUAUCUGUUCUUGGCCACUCAUCAGGACUCUUCCUACUUUACUGGUCAAGUUCUCCAUCCAAAUGGUGGAGAGAUCGUCAAUGCUUAAUGUAGCAGCUUUUGUGCCUUCAUCUAUUUACUAUUCAACUGGUGUUUCUGUGUUACACAGAAACAGAAACACUGUUAUGUUUGGAUGUAGUAGCAUUUGCCUUCAUAUAUGAACAAAUAAGGGUGCUGAUACUUUCACCCCACAAAAAUAAAAUUAAUUUAAAAUCAUAAUAUAUAUUAUUAUUAGAA